Messenger RNA from Syzygium oleosum, 1213 nucleotides. RefSeq names its product agamous-like MADS-box protein AP1. Gene Ontology annotation, biological process: positive regulation of transcription by RNA polymerase II. Gene Ontology annotation, cellular component: nucleus. The record is from RefSeq and is a predicted model, not a curated record. Lineage: Eukaryota; Viridiplantae; Streptophyta; Magnoliopsida; Myrtales; Myrtaceae. The transcript has 8 exons. Gene Ontology annotation, molecular function: protein dimerization activity; RNA polymerase II cis-regulatory region sequence-specific DNA binding; DNA-binding transcription factor activity, RNA polymerase II-specific. Bases 292 to 1029 code for a protein of 245 amino acids.
AGAGAGAGAGAGAGAGAGAGAGAGAGAGGGAGGGAGGGAGGAAGGCCAUUCGUAUAAUUAAUUCAUGUCUCCACCAAAGACAGCGCGAAUAGUUUAGGAAGACAGGCAGAUAAAUCCCACAGACCCAUCGAUUGUAUCAUCUUCUCCACCUCUUGGUGUGCGUGUGCGUGUGCGUGCUUUAUACAUACACUCGCUCUUACGUUGUUCUUGCCGUUCUUUAUCUUGUUCUUGCGGUGGUGCGGUGGUUACAGAGAGAGAGAGAGAGAGAGAGAGAGAGAGAGAGAAGAGAGGAUGGGGAGGGGGAGGGUGCAGCUGAAGAGGAUAGAGAACAAGAUAAACAGGCAAGUGACGUUCUCGAAGCGGAGAUGUGGGCUGCUGAAGAAGGCCCACGAGAUCUCCGUCCUCUGCGACGCUGAGGUCGCCCUCAUCGUCUUCUCCACCAAGGGCAAGCUGUUCGAGUACGCCACCGACUCUUGCAUGGAGAGGAUCCUCGAGCGUUAUGAGAGAUAUUCAUAUGCAGAGAGCCAGAUUCUUACAAACGAUGCUCAAGCCAAUGGGAACUGGGCUUUGGAACAUGCAAAACUCAAGGCCAGGAUGGAGAUUUUGCAGAAAAAUCAAAAGAAUCUGAUGGGAGAAGAACUUGAUUCUUUAAGCCUCAAAGAGCUUCAGAAUUUGGAGCACCAGCUUGAGACAGCUCUUAAGCACAUUCGAUCGAGAAAGAACCAAGCCAUGCAUGAAUCCAUCUCUGAGCUUCAGAGAAAGGAUAAGGCGCUGCAGGAACAAAACAACCUGCUGGCAAAGAAGGUGAAAGAGAAGGAGAAGGCACUGGCACAGCAAACUCAAUGGGAGAACCAGCAAGAUAAUGCCCUCACCUCUUCCUCGGUUAUUCUCUCUCAAUCUUUGCAGCCUCUCAACAUUGGGGGUCCUUACCAUGCAACUGGAAUUGAGGAGGGAACAGCUCUUGGUCCACCCCAACAUCGCAAUGCCACUCUUCUCCCUUCAUGGAUGCUUAGCCACCUCGAAGAAUAAUGUUGGAACUUAAAUUUGAUAUAUGCACCGUGCGUAAUUAAUAUCAUCUAAUGUUUGUUAUCGUGUAUAUCCGGUCGAUGUGUAACUAUAACUAUAACAUAUCUUAAGUACAUUUGCACUGUGGGGGUACUUACGAAGCCCCAUUUAUGUCAUAUUAAUCGAAAGAGGAUCUGUACUGGGGACA